AUGGAAGGCCUAACUGGUGGAGGGAACUUGCUGCUGACAGCUGAAGAUGAGAAAGGAAAUACUGUUUUGCAUUCUGGGUUGAUUCAUGAGAAGCCAAAUAAAUUCCAGUAUUCAUCUAAAAAGGUUUUCUCUAUUGGCUAUGAAAAGAGUUUCUUUAGUUCAUUAAUGCCACCCCCUAAAAUGAGGCCGUGCCAUCACUGUGGUCUGUCUGGAUCCUUCAGAUGUUCACAAUGCAAGCAAGUCUACUAUUGCUCUGCAGAUUGUCAAAAGAAAGAUUGGCCAGCACAUAGUGUUGUAUGUGAGCCAAUUAAACAGACGUAACUACCUGCUAAAACUGAGAAGGGACUUCAUCUUAAGGAAGAAAUGAUGUUGAGUUUUGCUGUAGAUGUUGUUCUUCCAGAUUUUGGAGACUGCCUCUGUAAAGUACCUGUUGAAAUGAAGUCUGAUUUCACUCCAAGAAUUAAUGCCAAAGGAGAAGACUCUCCAAGAGUGACAGAAACCCAUUCUAAGGGAAGUAAAGAAAAAAUACCUGUAGAUGAAGAAUGUCUUCACUUUGCUAAUUCCGUUACAGAGUGUAUCUCUGUAUGUAUUGGAGAUGCAUUUUCUGGCAUGGUUUCCUACAUUCAAAAUCCAGAAAACUUCUUCUGUCAGCAGAUGCACAGUGCCCGUCAACUUGCUGAGCUUCAAGUGGCUCUUAAUGAGCAUUGUGACAAAUUCCCCAGUAGUCCAGCUUUCCGUCCUGCUGCUGGAAAUGUGUGCUGUGCCCAGUUCAAAGAAGACAAUCUCUGGUAUCGUGCUGCUGUUCUAGCAUAUGCUUCUGAAGAUACUGUUUUUGUGGCCUAUAUAGAUUAUGGUAAUUCAGAGGUUCUUCCAUUGUCUAGACUUCGUCCUAUGAUUCCAAGAUCAGUGGACUUGCCAGCUCAAGCCAUAAGAUGCACCUUGGCAGGUGUAAAGCCACCACUGGGAGUCUGGACCUCAGAAGCCAUUUCUGCUAUGAAACAACUGGUGAAUGACAAAGUGCUCACAAUAAAAGUAGUGGACAAAGACAGUUACAGGUCUGUGGUGGAGCUGGUAGAUGCAUCGGUUACUCCAGGAAUAAAUGUAAUGAAGCAUCUCAUAGAGAGAGGCUGUGCAGCUGAGGAAUCAAGGCUGGCCUCGCCAGCAGCUGGAGGGAGGGAUGUUAAGCAAGCUAAUGAAGCCUCACCUGGGCGCUGGAAGCCGAUAGAACUGGUGAUAGGUGAAAGCCUGUCUGUCUGUGUAACAGAAGUUGACAGCCCAGACUUGUUCUAUGCUGUCCCAGUUCAAACUAAAGGUAAGAAACUGUAUAGGCAGUCAAUGGAACUAGAAGACUAUUGUAAAUCUUGCAGGAACCAGCCAUUCACACCGCAGCCGGGUGAGGCCUGUUGUGCCAGGUUUUCAGGUGAUGGCUGUUGGUACAGAGCUGUUGUUCUAAAAGCUGCUCAGUUUGCAGUGAAAGUGCUAUAUGCAGAUUAUGGGAACACAGAGACUUUGCCACUUUCAAAGGUGCUGCCAAUCCCCGAGUCCUACUUAAAGAUGCCUUUUCAGACAAUAACAUGUUCACUUGCAGGAAUAGAGAAAGCUGAGUGGUCUCCAUUACUACUUGCUAAGUUGAAAGAAAUGUUGUUGAAUAAAUAUGUCAAAAUUACAGUGGAAGGCAUUAAUGGAAAUGUUUAUGUAGUAACGGUAGAGAAAUCUUCUGGAAGCAGCUGUCUGAAUGUAGCUGACCAGCUGGUCCUGGAAGGUUUGGUCAGAUCGUGCCGUGCUGAGAAGUUACAUACUGAACAUCAAGGCCAUGGAGGUGAGACCAAAUGCUGCUGUGCGGAAUUAAAAACACAAGUAAGGUUCAGUCCAUGCAGUACUUGCUUUUUAUGUUUCCAGAAUUGA
Molecule: messenger RNA, 1905 nt
Organism: Chaetura pelagica (chimney swift)
Lineage: Eukaryota; Metazoa; Chordata; Aves; Apodiformes; Apodidae
Product: tudor domain-containing protein 1-like
Exons: 15
Source: RefSeq, a predicted model, not a curated record